CUCUCGUGACGUCAUACGCCGCGUUGGCUCGCGCUGGAGAAACUUUUGGACCCCCCCCUUUUCCCCUGGCAAGAGCAAGGAGCUAGGGAAGAAACUUACACCGUUUGGGUGAAUGCAUACCUCUGUAAGGAGCAGCUCCUUCAGCAAAGGGGGAAUAAGACAGACGAUUAUAUGGAAACCGAGAACAGUUUAACCUUUUAAACUCGGUCGCUAUCUGGCUGGAACAAGCUCGGUAUCUCGAUUGCAAUCCCCCCUCCUCCUCCUCGUUUGGUCGUGGGACAGAGAAGCGGAGCAGGGCGAAAUGGCGGAAACCAAAAUAAUCUACCAUAUAGACGAAGAGGAGACGCCGUACUUGGUGAAAAUCCCCGUCGCGGCAGAGGAAAUCACGCUGCUGGAUUUCAAGCAGGUCCUGAACAAGCCCAGCUACAAAUUCUUCUUCAAAUCCAUGGACCAGGAUUUCGGGGUUGUGAAAGAGGAGAUCUCUGACGACAGCGCCAAACUGCCGUGUUUCAAUGGACGGGUGGUGUCAUGGCUGGUCUCCUCCGAAGGCCCUCUUGUGGAGGCGGGUGCCCCCCCAGCAGAGGUGCGACCUGAGCCAUCGCCCCCGCCGCCGCCUCUGCCCCCCCCACCUGCAGAGAGGACCGGGGGCAUUGGGGAUUCCCGCCCCCCCUCCUUCCACCCUAAUGCCACGGACAGCAUGGAGAACCUGGAUGAGCGUACAGAGACGGAGUCGGUGGUGUCGUUCCGGAGGGAGCGGCCGCGGCGGCGGGAGAGCGAGGAGCAGCACGGGCAGCGCGUGAACGGGCAGAGCCGCCUAGAGCGCCACCUAGCGGGCUAUGAGAGUUCCAGCACGCUAAUGAGCAGCGAACUAGACACCACUAGCUUCUGCGAUUCUGAGGAGGACGAUGCCAUGAGCAGGUUUAGCAGUGCUACAGAGCAGAGCACGGCAUCCCGCCUGCUGAAGAGGCAUCGCAGGCGGAAGAAACAGCGCCCCUCAAGGCUGGAGCGGGCGUCAUCCUUCAGUAGUGUCACGGACUCCACCAUGUCCCUCAACAUCAUCACAGUGACACUGAACAUGGAGAAGUACAACUUCCUGGGCAUCAGCAUUGUGGGCCAGAGCAAUGAGAGGGGCGACGGGGGCAUCUACAUCGGCUCCAUCAUGAAGGGCGGGGCAGUGGGGGCGGAUGGCCGCAUCGACCCGGGGGACAUGCUGCUGCAGGUCAACGACAUCAACUUCGAAAACAUGAGCAACGACGACGCGGUCAGGGUGCUGCGGGAGAUCGUCCACAAGCCGGGGCCCAUCAUCCUCACAGUGGCCAAGUGUUGGGACCCCACACCUCAAGGCUACUUCACACUCCCACGCAAUGAGCCAAUCCGGCCUAUUGACCCCGCGGUGUGGGUGAGCCACUCGGUGGCCCUGACUGGGGUGUACCAGCCGUAUCCUGGCAGCUCCUCACUCAGCACCAUCACCUCCAGUUCCUCUGUGGCGGAGACCGAGCGUUUUGAUGAGUUCAGCCUGUCUCUGCACUCAGACAUGGCGUCUGUGGCCAAGGCUAUGGCAUCCCCAGAGUCGGGCUUGGAGGUCCGAGACCGCAUGUGGCUAAAGAUCACCAUCCCUAAUGCCUUCCUGGGCUCAGAUGUGGUAGACUGGCUGUACCACCACAUCGAGGGCUUCCAGGACCGGCGUGAGGCACGCAAGUACGCCAGCAACCUGCUGAAGGCCGGAUUCAUCAGGCACACCGUCAACAAGAUUACCUUCUCUGAACAGUGCUACUACAUCUUUGGGGACUUCAGCGACUGCGAGAACUACAUGGCAAACCUCUCCCUGAACGACAACGAUGGCUCCAGUGGGGCAUCUGACCAGGACACACUGGCCCCCCUGCCCCUCCCGGGGGCCACACCGUGGCCCCUGCUUCACUCCUUCCCCUACCAGUACCCCCACCCCUACUCCAGCCAGCCGCCGCCCUACCACGAGCUCUCCAGCUACAGCUACGCCCCUGGAAGCACUGGCAGCCAGCACAGCGAAGGGAGUCGAAGCAGCGGCUCAACGCGCAGCGAGGGCGAGAGGCGUCUGGGAGGCAAGAGUGCAGGGGGCAGCACCCCGGGCAGCGUACGGGAGGAUAAGUCACCAGUUGGGGGCGGGGCCGACUCAUGCUCGGGCAGCGGCAGCGAAUCUGAGUACUCCACCCGCAGCAGCCUGAGGCGUGACCACGGCUUGGCCACGCCCAGUGAGCACAGCCACACCAGCCAGCGGUCACACUCCCGUGCCCCACCCCCACACAUGCCCUACCCCCCCGGCAUCCCGCUGCCCUACAACCCCAUGAUGGUCAUGAUG
This is a messenger RNA of Paramormyrops kingsleyae, 2335 nucleotides long. RefSeq names its product segment polarity protein dishevelled homolog DVL-2-like. The record is from RefSeq and is a predicted model, not a curated record. Gene Ontology annotation, cellular component: cytosol. Gene Ontology annotation, molecular function: frizzled binding. Gene Ontology annotation, biological process: intracellular signal transduction; canonical Wnt signaling pathway. Lineage: Eukaryota; Metazoa; Chordata; Actinopteri; Osteoglossiformes; Mormyridae.